Molecule: messenger RNA, 4736 nt
Organism: Paramuricea clavata
Lineage: Eukaryota; Metazoa; Cnidaria; Anthozoa; Malacalcyonacea; Plexauridae
Source: the annotation of a GenBank genome assembly
GCUGUAAGACUGCGAUUCCAUCGUCCUCGUGAUUCGGAUACCUUGGGUCUAAAUCGUAUCGAAAUCUUGGGAACAAGUUUCUAUGGUCCACUACCCGCCAUACAGCCUGUGUUACAUUCUCAGAAAGCAAGGUAGGUUGUGUGUAAGUAAUCUUGGGUAUUCUUUCAAAGCAAAUAUGCUUUUUGCAUAACGUCACAGAUAUGUCAAGAGCAUGUGUGACUGGAUGGCAUGGAGAACAUCGGCAUUUUCAAAAUAAUAAAAGUCCAUAGAACAUUCUGAACACUAGAUCAUAACUAUAUAGCACUAGAGAGUUGAGAAACGAGAGUUUGCAUGAGUGUUUUCUCAACUCUCAUGCCCCGGUUAAAAUGAGCAGUGGCGUAGGAAGCAUCAAAAAGUUGGGGGGAGGGGGCGGUUUCGAGGGGCACUUUGGAGGGGGGGGUCUACUCAAAAAAUAUUUGGGACAUGUCAUAAUUUUUUCCGGACAUAAUUUUUUCCGAAAAUAACAAAAAUUUUCCGGAAAUAUCAUAAUUUUUUUCGAAAAUAAUAAAAAAAUUUCGAAAAUAAUAAAAUUUUGUUCGGACAUGAUAAAUUUUUCCGAAAAUAAAAAAUGUUUCGAUCUCAACGAAAUUGUUAACGUUGUCAGACAGAAGGGCACUUUGCCACCAGUGCUCCCCUUCCUACGCCACUGAAAACGACAACAAAAGUUGCAUGAAGUUGAUGAGAGUUCACUGGUUAUUUCUGCGUUCGCGUGGCGAAAUUCUCAUCCACUCUCAAAAAUGGCGUCAUUCAGUUAAUUUCUCAGUCUUGGUGAAAUUUUGAAUUAUUCGACUUGAUUUUUUAGUUUGAACUGGUCUCGAGCUUUAGAUUACUGUCUUCGCCGCUCACACAGUUUGUCAUCACUGGUGUUGGAAACACUUUCAAACACUGAAGGAAUUCUUAAUGUACUUCUCAAGAUACUCUGGACUUUUCCCAGGUAAGUUCAAAUGCAGGUCUAGAUAAUAUAUUUCUGUUGCUGGCAGCAAAAUCCAAAAAUAAAAAUUUCCUGUCAAAUAUAACGCCCGUAUUCUAAAAGCUCACUCACACUCAAUGAGUGGAGGUUCAAUCUGAGCUUCUCUCGAGUGUCAAUGCUGUUUUUGAAUAGCUGGAGGGUGAGUAGUCACACAGUAAGGUAUGACACUAACCCUCCAGCUAUUCAAAAACAGCAAUGACCCUCGAGGGAAGCUCAGAUUGAACUUCCACUCAUUGAGUGUGAGUGUGAGUGAGCUUUUAGAAUACGGGCGUAAAACGUCCUGCGGGAUUCAACUAAAAAUAAUACCAGAUUAUCAUUUUUUAGUUCAAAUCUCAAGUCAUGUGUGGAGUUUAUACUGAUCAAAUUUGCUUCGAGCUCGACGCACGUUUGCACUCACUUGCUGAAUCACUUGUUGUAUGGUGGAGCUGACCUAGCAGGCUCACUUGGCGUAUCGCACAGCAGUAACUCGGAAAACGAAUUGUUAUAUCAGUUAGGGAUUAUACAGGAUGACCAAACAUGGGAAAGGUAAUAAUGCCAUGGAUUUAUUUAUUGAAAAUUUAAUCUAAGAGAUCAAUUUUGACAUUAACAUUGUUAAAGGCACAGUUCAACCUUUAGAAUGAUGGUUUUUAAGGCGCAUUAUAAUCCUUUUAAUUAGCCUUUCUCACGAUGACGAAUAUCCGCCAUUUUUGGGUGGCAUCUAAUUCUCGGUAACCAAUGUAGACAAUUAAAACAAUGUGAAAAGCAAUUUUUCAAAAUAAAGUAACCAUUUACAAAGCAAAUUUACCAUUAUUCGUCCAAAAAAUUGUAUAAAAUCGCUGUUAUGUCACUUAUGUGGACUUACAGUAUCUCGCAGACUUCGGCUGAAAAGCCACCCAAAAAUGGCGGCGUGAGAAAGGGUAAUUGAAAAAACCAACUAGAAAAAUCAAUUAAACAAAAUUCAAGAUCAGUGUACUUGCAAUGUUUUUAAGAUUAAAAAUGUGAAAAAAUGUUAAAAAACAUUGAGUUCACUGAUCUUGAAUUAUGCUUAAUUGAUAUUCCUAGUUAGUUUUUUUCAAUUAAAAGGGUUGAAAUGCGCCUUAAAACUCAUCAUUUAAAAGACCGAACUGUGCCUUUAAAAUUGGUCAAGAAGAAUCAAUGUUAAUUAUGUUAUGGCUGUUUCAUAAUAAAGUCUGGACCAUUUGAAUUACGCAUCACUUGUGUAAUAAUUAGCUGGCUCAAAAAAUUAUUAUGAUGGCAUAAUUUUUUUUCAUGUUUCCCCAGAUUGAAGCCAUUGUGUGAAUGGUUGCUGUAUGCUGAAGGCCAAGCAAAUAUGGAACGUCCUCAGUCGGGAAACGCUGGUAGUAAUCUCAUCCCCAAGAUUAGAACUACUGCAGCCGUGAUUUGGUUAAUCAAAGAUGAUCCUGUCCUAUGUGACCAUCUGCAAGCUCUUAUUACUGAAGAAAAAUUUAGGUACGAGUGUUCUUUUCAAAUGGCCGGUUUGUGUUGUACAGCUACAGUAUACUGUUCAACAUAUCACAUUAUUAAUGCAUUCAACUGUCCAUGCCAUGAAGAAAACAUGUCAUUAACUUACCAACCAAUAUUUAUUUUCUGCUGUGAUAGUUGCCGUCUGGAACGCCUGCGACAGACGUAAAAAUCUCACAACUUGUCAACAAGAUGUGUUCAUAACAGGCUUGUAGGAAGCUUGUCAACAUGUUGUAACAAUGCUUUUGUUUUAUCAAGUUUUUAUUUUAUCAACUUGUUAACAAGUUGUUGAAUUGCAGGACGAUAACAAAUUGUUGGAACAACUUGUAACAUGUCUGUUGAGCUCAACAACCUUGCAGCAAGUUGUCAACAAGCCAUUACAAACACACGUAAGAACGCACAAGUUGUUACAGGUUUGCAAACAAAUUGUUACAUAUUUGUUCACAAGCUGUUGACAAGUUGUGUUCGCACUGCUUGUUCCUAGUUGUUGUAACAAGUUUGGAACAGGCUGUUAACAACUUGUAACAAGCUUGAUGGCAUUAUCAGACCUGUUACAAGGUUGUUCUAACAAGUCUAAUAACCAACUCAUGUAAACAAGCCGUGACACUCUUUUCACUUCUUUUCAGGCGUAUAUACGAAUGGUCUCAACGUGUACUGGAUAUCCCAAUGCUGAAACUCACAUUGGAUCAUCUUAUUUGUGCUUUGUGUUACGUCAUCAGGCCUUAUUUCCAGUGUUUAUUAAACCUGAGUGGUCCAUCGAUUGAUCAAUCAGAAGGCAAGACUAACUACUCGGCUCUCACAACUCUGGCUCGAGCUUCACACUCGUCACCAGGUGCAAAAGAUUUACUCGAGUCGACAAUCCUUCAGAAAGUAGUUGAAAAUGUGGAGAAAUCUUGUAGGAAAUUUAUGAAAGGAUCAAAAAAGGUCUCAAGUUCCACACAGUUAUCAGAUAAAUCAUCGCCAAAUUCUCUAGAAGCACUCGAGAAGUUGUUGGAGUUUUUGACAUUGUGUUUAGGACAUCAUCAACUCAAAGAUUGGUUGGGAAGUGAAGAAGGCAGUUCAUUUUGGCAAUCACUUUUGAGUUUUUUGACUGACUGCCACUCGCGUGUUUCCACGCGGGACCCCUCGCGUGUGUUCACGCGGGAUACCUCGCGUGUAUCUGUGUGCCCGCGUGUCCUUGCAAGCUUACAAACAACAUCGUUAAGAUACUUUAAGACAUGCGUGUCUGGUCACUUGAGGAACCAACAAAACCUCGCGCGUGUACUGUUUGAACUACUCGCGAGGGAAAGUGAUGACGUCAAACCCAAAACUUUAUCGGGAUUUCUUCGGAGGCUUGUCUUGGAACUUCUGUUGGACGACGAUCAUAUGACUCUAGCGGUCACGUGUUCGAAUAUUACAUCGCAGAGCGUGGUGACGUCACCUGGGAAUGCGUCCCAGUCUCCUCUGUGGCAUCCGCGGUUUGGUACAUCGAACUCGUGUAAGCUCGUGAGCGUCCGAACGAAUACGAAAGGUCAGGAAAUUCUCAACACGAUGGUAGUGAAUCCGUUACAACAAUUACAGUCUCUAAGUUCGGGAGUGAACGACACUGCCCAGAAAACGUCGGAAACCCUACAAGAUCUUGCUGAAUUAUUUGAAUUCGGUGAUUUAUCCAAACACGAGGCUUUCACGUUGACCUCAUCCGCUUUCAAUGUGAAACACAAGCGUGAUAAGAAGAAAGAGGAAGGGACUAGUAACGAGGGUACCGGGGUUAACCCUAAUCCGGAUGUAAAGCUCCCUAUUGAAAACUGGCUAUGUUGUAAGGAUGGUCCGCUUGCUGAAAUACCGCUGCCCAAGGAUAUCACCGUCUCGCAAAUAAUGCAAACUGUAGUAGAAUACGGCCAGGGCAUGGGGACGAUAUGUCUUAGGCUUGAUAUCAGGUCCCCCAUGGACCGCAAUACCAGCAUCCCUAGCGAGAAGUCAUGUGACAUGAUAUCCCAGAAAUCCGUGUCUACAUUAUUGGAAGUCUUUUCAGAGCUUGGUGGCCUUGCCCUCAUAGCAAAUCAUCUACCCCCUCGGUUCUCUCUCGACAUGAGUUCGGAUUCAAAUCGGACUGCGACGUCAUUGUAUAACCCAGUAGUUGUGACGUCACUUGUCCCAGGCUACUCUCUGAUGGGUUUCACAAUGUUUCUACGACUGCCUGGCUACGCAUCUAUAUUAUUGGAAAAUCAGCAGAAUGCUUGUUACAUGUUGAGGUUGAUUCUUGGAGUAGAUGAUAGCGGUGAUGGAG